Molecule: messenger RNA, 927 nt
Organism: Saitoella complicata NRRL Y-17804
Lineage: Eukaryota; Fungi; Ascomycota; Saitoellomycetes; Saitoellales; Saitoellaceae
Exons: 1
Coding region: 1-927 (308 amino acids)
Molecular function (GO): protein binding
Source: RefSeq, a predicted model, not a curated record
AUGCCACUCAUGAACCACCUCCCAACAGAAUUAACCCUCCAAAUCCUCUCCUCACUCUCCCCCCUCGACCUCUUCUCCCUUUCCCUAACGUCCCACGCCUACCACACUCUCGCAACCCACAACAUCCUCUGGGAACCCCUCUGCCGCACCCUCUGGUCCCGCAAACGCUACCUCCCCCACAUCCUGAUCGCACACGCCGAAACAAUCGAAAAGUGGAAAGAGGAGGAGGGAAAGUGGUUUUGGGCAUGGGGGGUGGUCUGGAAGGAGGCGGGGAGGUGUGAGGUGGGUGUGGGGGAUGUGGUGGAGAGCAGUCCGUGGAGGUUUCAGUUCACGAAUGGGUUGCCGAGUGCGACGUACCCGAUGUUUUUUGCGCAGCCAGAGGCAUCACCUUCACCAUCGUCUGCUGCGCCAGAGCUCGAAUCAGGCUCGUCACCACCCGCACCGGAUUCAUCCCCACCACCAGGCUCAUCAGGCUCUGGCUCCAGUUCUGGAUAUGACUCAGAUCCUCCCACCGGAAUCUACUCCCACCUCGACCUCCUCCCCGACCCCGACAACUUCUCCCUCGUUCCCCCCUCCCACAUCCGAAUCGGCUCCUACCCACUCCUCCACGUCUUCCGCAACAAAAUCACGUGGGCGUGGCAGAUUACGAAUCCGUUUGUGUUUUAUAUUGCAAUUUGGCAUCCCGGGUUUGAGAGGUGUUUGGGGUUGGCACGGGAGGGUGCGGGAGAGGGGGGAGAGGAGGGGAGUAGGCCGCCGGUGGAGUGGGUUGAGUUGAGGAGGAGGGUGUUGGGGAUCAGGACAGGGGGUGGGGAUCAGGAAGAACGGGAGGACGAUGAUUGUGGUCCUGGUGGGCGCUCGGGUGACAGAGGUGUACGGCGUCCGGGCGCGGGAAGGGGGUUGAUCACGGAUGCGAACGUGAAUGUCUGA